This is a messenger RNA of Phlebotomus papatasi, 4438 nucleotides long. Its product is annotated as serine/arginine repetitive matrix protein 2-like. Lineage: Eukaryota; Metazoa; Arthropoda; Insecta; Diptera; Psychodidae. Bases 28 to 4083 code for a protein of 1351 amino acids. The record is from RefSeq and is a predicted model, not a curated record. The transcript has 6 exons.
UUUAAGUUGACCGGAAGUGUGACUAGGAUGAUGAGGCGGAGUCGGGAGAGUGAGCGUCGAUCGGAGAGGCGCGAUGAGGGACCGAGGAGAGGACCAAAGACACCCCCAGAACCUGGACCGAGUGGCGAAAGUGGCUCACAUGAAGGAGGUCGUAGGAGGUCAGGGAGUGGCCGAUCGGGUGCUCGGAGAAGCCGUUCGAGGUCUCCGAAGUCGAAUCGGGGAGAAUCUCGGAAGAGACGAUUGACAAGAAGUCGUUCUGGGAGUUCCCGGAAUGAACUCCGGAAGGUCGAUGACUUGUCGGCUGAAAUUGCCCAUUUGAGGCAGCAGUGUGCUGAGAAGGAGAGGAAUCUGCAGAAGAUGUACAAUCAGCUGGAGCGUCCGGGGAGUCCGAGGAGGUGGAAUCACCGGCCAUUUCACUGGCAUCGGCAGCAGCGGGGUGGUUGGAGGGGUUUCCGGCCGAGGGGCUGGAGGAAUUUCGGGGGCAAUCGAGAGGGAUUUCCUGAGGAGCCGGUGAGGCAGACGGUGACCAUCAAGAGGGACAACCAGUCUCCAAUCAACAUUCCACUGGACAUUGUGCAUUACACAAAAACCCUGCCAUCCCUCAUGUUCUCCUGCAACACCAAGGUCUUCGAAAUCCCAGAUAUUCCUCCCAGAGAUGAUCAGGAAGAGGAUUGGGAUGCUGAGCUCGAAGCACAGAAUCUCUGGCAAAAUAAUCUGCCAGUGGAUCAUCCGCAGGAAAUACCCAAAGCGGCUACUCCUCCCCCUCCUGCAAAGCCUCCUUCCUCCCUCCCGGAGACCCCAAAGGCCCCCUGCAGUGAGCUCAAUGACUCAAAGGAGUCUCAAAGUGAAAAGGAAGUGAUUAAAGUGAAGAAGAGUGAUGAAAAAGUGAAAUCUAAAAAAAGUGACAAGGACAUUGAGAAGAAGCGGGAAGAGUUUCUGGUGAAGAAUACAGUGUUGAGUGUGAAGAAAGAGGCAGAGAAGAAGACACAGGAGGAGUUGAGGAAGAUCAUGGAGAGUACGCAGAAGGAUGAAGUAGAUGACGAGAGUGACGUGAUUUUAGUAAAAGAAGUGAAAAGUGCAAAGGAGGCAAAAAGUGCGAAGGAAGUGAAGAAAAAGAAGGAAGCGAAGGAGCAUAGGGAAGUGAAGGAGCACAAGAAGAGUGCUGGGCAGAAGAAAGUGAAAAUAGCUGAAACUCCCUCGUCGACAGAAAAAGUUGCUGAAGGAAAAGUGGAAGUGAAACAACUGGAAAAGAAGGUUCCAGUGCCGAAGAAAAUUGGCUCGAAGCGCAAGAAGAGCUUUAGUUCAACCACGAGCACAUCAACAACAUCAACUUCAGCUUCAUCCUCUUCGUCUUCAGAGUCUGACACUGAUUCUGACUCCACGAGCAGCUCCAGCAGUUCCUCCUCGUCGUCUUCGGAGACUUCAUCGAGCAGCGCUGAGAAGACCAAAGAGCGUAUCCGGAGGAAGAAGAAAUCCGUGUCUAAGACUGAGGAGAAGAAGAGUAAAGAAAAGAAGGGGAAAGAGAAGGAGAAGAAAGAGAAGGAAAAGAAGGAGAAAGAGAAGAAGGAAAAGGAGAAAAAGGAAAAGGACAGGAAGGAAAAGGACAGGAAGGAAAAGGAGAACGAAAAAGAAUUGCAAAAGGAAGCUAAAGAGAAGGAGGAGAAAGUCGAAGAACCUGAACUGGUGAUGCUUUUUGAGCCACCAAAACCCGAGGAGACGAAGAUUGUCCAGAAUUCGAGGGAGAUUGAGUGUCAUACUCCUCCACUUCCGCCGCAAAUGAUAAACAUUUCACCGGCCAAGAGGACGCCGAUUGUUUUGAAGUUGCCGGGGAAGGUGGACAAGGUGACUCCGACCAGAAUCCCAGCAGCAAUUGUUCAUGACGUCGAAGAAGACACGGACUUCACAGAGACGCUUAGGGCAAAGUCCAAGAGUCCUUCUGAGGACAGCGAUGCCAAACUGGUGACCACGACUUGUGGCCCAGAAGUAGAGGAACAGGCUAGAUUCAGGAUGACCAGGGAGGAGGAGGAGGAAUUGUCCCGUGUGAAGAGGAGACGCUACAGAUCUCCCUCCAGGCAAUCCAGCUCCAGUCGAAGGCACCGGAGUCCCCAGCAUGAGAAAUCCCGGCGUUCAUCGCGCAGCGAAAGGCGCUUUUCGCCCUCCCCGGAAAGAUCUCGCCGUCGAAGUUCCCGGAGAGAUUCUCCUCCGUCGCGGAGGCGUCGUUCCUCUCCGAGAUCUUCCCGGAGGCGCCGACAUUCGAGAUCUAGGUCCUGGACUCGUAGUCCAUCGAGGUCUCCGAGGAGCAGAAGCCGCUCUCGCAGCAGGAGCAUCAGCAGAGAAAGGGGACACAGGAGGAGGAGUCCCUGGAGGCCACCGAGUGUAACUGGACUGAGUUUUUUAACUGACAAAACAGCAGCUCGAAGUUGGGCAGAAUGGGACACAGUUUAUGACAAAGCAAGCUCAGAGAGGGCGUUCUAUGCCUUUGAGCCGCAGAAUUUCACAGAGAGAAGACCGGAAGUGACUGCUCAGUGGACUGCACCGCCUAUGCCAGUUUCUCCGCCGCAUCGGGCUUCGCUGGAUGAACGCAUCAGUUCUGCUCUCACUGAACCUUCGAGGGAGGUUCCGGAACGACAAAACGCAGCACUGUACCAGCAGAACUAUCAUCAUCAUUUUCCAACGUACACGGGCACUGGCUUCCCGCGUCCCUAUCAUUCCACCAAUGAGUAUUCGCACUACACCGAGUCCAUCUACCACCACAACAAUCUGCAGCAGCAGAUGAUUGACCCCAAUUUUCAGUCAUGUCGACCCUCCUCCAAUCUCAUCAGCAUCCCCCAAGUGGAGCAGCUGCCCAAGCCACCCAGCAUGCUGCAGAAGGGCAAUGUGAUCGAAGUAGUGCCCACAACUGUUACCCAGGAAGCUGCUGCCCUGGCUAAAAUUCCCCAUCCGCCCCAGAAUACCCUUCCGGAAACUGCUUCUCCCAGUUCAGUGGCCAAGAAGCCGUUUUUUCCUCCCCUGGGAACACGCCCCAAAGUGACCAAGACGGCGGAGCAGCGUAAGGCUAUCCGCGAGAAGAAGAGGCUAGAGAAGAAGAUGCGCAAGAAAAAGUUGGAAUUUGAGAUUAAGCAACUCCUUUCGGGUGCUCAGAGUGUUGAGAUUACUUCGGAGGAGAUCCUUCCGGAAGUCUCAGAGACGCCGGUUAAGGAGAAUUCUGACAGUGUUUCUGUGGUGAAGAAAGUCAUCUUCUCGGAUGGUGUUGUUCCCGGUGCGAGUUCAUCAGAUUCUGGAGUGUCUUCGUCGGAUGAAUCCAUCUCGGCGGAGGCUCUGACUGGCAUGACGGCCAAUCAGCUCAAAAAGUACAGGAAGCAGAGGAAGAGGAAGAAGAAGGAACUCAACAAGGAGAACACCAUGAUUGUGGACAAAGUUGAGACUCUUCCACCUGUCCGUGAUCCUCGGCGUCAGCCAGAGACUCCAAAGAAUGGAGCCAAAGAGGAAGAUACGGCGAAUUAUCCCCCACCAUCUCCACCUCCUGGAGAUCCUCCGCCGCACAUGGUGCAGCCGACGCUGAAGCGUGAAGUGCAGGAGCGUCCCAAGAAGCUCCUCUACUUCAAUGCCAUCCACCGAGAGAAGCGUAUGGACAUCUUCUCCAUCUACGUUCCCCCGUCGGCCUUCGUCAAGAUCCAGGAUCCGCGACUCCUGAAGCAUCCUCAGCUCAAUCGCCGUCGAAUUGCAGCUCCACUCUUUCCUGCAAAUGUCUACCCGAGACCCCCUCAGCCCUAUCCCCAUCUGCCGCCUGUCCAGGUGUCUCCGGCAGCUGGCAUUCGAGCUCCACCAGUUCCAGCUCCAGCGCCACCUCCUCCCCCUCCCGCAACUCCCUAUGACUCCUUCAUUAGCGCCACUUCGAGGAUUCCUGUCCUCGCUCAUCCCUCGCCUGCUGUUCCCCCAUUCCCGCCUCCUCCUCUCCAUCCUCCUCCUCCGCUUCAUCCCCCGCCACUUCCCCCUCCCCCCAUGCAUUGUCCUCCUCCGCAUCACUUCCCCCCGGGAGCCUAUUACGUCAACAAUGGACCCAUUCCCCCUGGAAGAUACUAAAAGUCUCGUGUUGCCUGCAGAAUCAAAUCUUUAUUAUUGCUUAAAAGGUCACAAAGGGUUUAGAGAGGAUGCACAUGACAGUCUCACUGCCUCAGCAGAAAGCUCAUAUCGGAAUUGGGGGGCACUUCGGCGGGAGGCUGCGACCUGCGGAAAAAAAGGAAAAGGUGGAAAGUGAGUAGAAAAUUUUACAAAUGAAUGCGAAAAAAAAUCUGAGAAAUCAGCACGGAAUUAAAUUGAAAAGUUUAGAAGAUUCUCUUAAAUUUAAGAGGUGCAGUCUUUAUAGUGUUUCAAGAUUGUUUCACGUUUUAAGAGAAAGUGUGAAGAAAUAUACACAUUCAUGAAUAUAAAACAAAAA